CUGUAAAACCUCCGCCCCAAUAGAUGUCUCUGUGGGGAGGGCGAGAAGGUAAACAAGCCGGUGCAAAGUGACUCUCCUUUUUCUCCGCCAGGUCUCCUCUCGUCUUCCGAUUUGGGGAGAGAAAAAAGAAGGGAAGGAAGAGGAGAGGGAGAAACUUCGGAAGGAUCCAAAACGGAGGAAGAUUUGCAGAGAGAGAGGCCUUGGGAUGAAAGCCAAAGGAAAGGAUCCUGCCACCCGGCUGAUUUGAAACCCCUCCGGCUGAGCCGCUCUCUGCAAAGGCAAGCUGUCAACAACCCGCCAAACUCGCUCUAGAGGCUGAGCAGCGCGUGAGUUGUGGUUGGCGGCGAGGAGAGAAAGCCAAUAUGCUGGGAUGCCUCAGAGCAGAGCAGAUGAAAAUAAGAUAGGGGACUGGCUGCCUCUGUUUGCCGUUGCCCAACCUCAAGGACAACGAAAGGAGGGCGAAGGUUUGGAGCCGGUGGGGCAGAGUCCGCCCGACACUUUAGGAAAGCGAAUAACAACACACCCAAAUAACCUUCGUCUUCUACAUCUGUCUUUGCUUUUUUUUAAAAAAAAUAACUUUUUUUAAAAGGAAAAAACCAAACCGUUUGUGCAGCAAAAUCUUUGCAUUUUAAUCCUAUUUUUAACCAGUUUAUGGAAAUUUACUUCUUUUAAUUUCAUAUAUAUAUAUAGGCGUGGGUUUCUUUGCUUUUUUAAAAAGAUUUUUUUUUGUACAAAAAAAGGGAGAUUUUUCUUUUUUUCUUUUUUAAAAAAAGGAUCUUGAAAGAUAACAAUCCUUUGCGGAUCUAGAAGCGGAGAGAUUGAGAGGCGGCCGGCGAUUGGGUUUCCUGGGUGUUAAAUAAUUAAAUUUUUAAAGCCGAGCUGGAGAAGAGGUGGCGGAAUUGAUUUCUCUGUGGCCCCCACGAGAAGCAGAAAACGCAAGGGAAAAACCAGCCUGGGGAAAAAAAACAUCGGUUUCUAUUCUCAUUUUUAUUUCCGCCUCGCGUUUUCUCAGCAGUGCCUGACAGCCCCCGAAAACAGCAGACCCCAAAUUGCCGUCGUCCCCCACUUUUAAGGUCUUUUACGGUAGCUUUUGAAAAAGGGGAAAGGCGACGUCGAGCGAGGAUAAAUUGGGAAACAGAGGAUAAAUUGAAAUAGGAAUCUUUCCCCACCUGCUUUUUUGAAAAGUGUUAAUGUUUUCUACCACUUGGGUGUAGAAGGCAAGGCGGCGAGCGAGGGCAGAGGAAUUGUACCUAGCAAACGUUGCAUUUUGUCGAGGCGACUAGAAGUUUGCGAAUCGUUUAUUGAUCCCGGGAGAGGGAGAGAGGUGAGUUUCUCCUGCCAAACGCCCGAAUCCGUUUUCCUCUUGAGAGGCAGAAUCGGAAAGCACAUUCAAACUUCAGCAGAAAGCGAGAAGGAAGCCUGUCAUUUAGGACUCGAUCCGACAGCCAGCCCGUUGGCUCGUCCGCGGUGGAUGCUUGGGUUUUUAUAAGGAAGGCGGCAGUAGGGGCAGCGCCAAAUGGAGCCCGAAUUAUCCACAGAACCAUCAGCGAAGGGGGAGAAUGUGCCAGCCGAACCCCAAACCACCGAGGCCUCCCCGGAGGAGCAAGACGUAGAGGACGUUGGUGCCAUGUGUGGCAAGGUGCCCGCCGCAAACGGGCAAGACCAGGAGGAGGCACCAAGGGCCCCGGCCUGCGAGGAAACCCCCCCGGGGGCCGGGAAGGGAGGCGAAGGGCCGGAACCCGAAUCUCUGGAGUCUGCGGAGGCCGGAAAGCUGGAUUCCAAAGAGCGUCUGGGAGAGGAGGAACUGCUGGCGGGCGCUGCCUCUCUGCCAAGUGUCUCUGACCCGGCUGAUGCGCCCCCCGCCGCCGCUGAGCAAGCCGGGGAGGCGGCCCCCGAGCCCCGGUCUUCUCCCGCCAGCCACCCCCAGCCCCCUGACUUCUACUGCGUCAAAUGGAUCAGCUGGAAAGGGGAGAGGACGCCCGUCAUCACGCAAAGCGAGAACGGGCCCUGCCCGCUGCUGGCGAUCAUGAACAUCCUUUUCUUGCAGUGGAAGGUGAAACUGCCUCCCCAGAAGGAGGUGAUCACUUCCGACGAGCUGAUGGCUCACCUUGGUGACUGCAUCCUGUCCAUCAAGCCCCAAAAACAGUCGGAAGCACUCCAGCUCAACUUUCAGCAAAACGUCAACGACGCCAUGACGGUUCUGCCCAAACUCUCCACGGGGCUGGAUGUCAACGUGAGGUUCACGGGAGUCGCUGAUUUCGAGUACACCCCCGAGUGCAUCGUCUUCGACCUUCUCAACAUGCCUCUCUAUCACGGCUGGCUGGUGGACCCACAGAUACCAGAGGUGGCCCAGGCCGUCAGCAAGCUGACCUACAACCAGUUGGUGGAGAAGAUCAUCACCUGCAAACACUCGAGCGACCCUAAUCUGGUGACGGAAGGCCUGAUAGCAGAGCAGUUUUUGGAGUCCACGGCCUCUCAGUUGACCUACCACGGCCUCUGCGAGCUGACGUCCACCGUCAAGGAAGGCGAGCUGAGCGUCUUCUUCAGGAACAACCACUUCAGCACCAUGAUCAAGCACAAGAGCCACUUGUACCUCCUGGUGACCGACCAGGGCUUCCUCCACGAGGAGCAGGUCGCCUGGGAGAGCCUGCACAACGUGGACGGGGACAGCUGCUUCUGCGACGCAGAGUUCCACCUCAGCCACGCCCUGGGCAAGGAGGCAGCAGGCGGUUCCCCACAAGAGCAGCACCUCAACCAGAGACAGGUGGACCAGGACUACAUGAUCGCCUUGUCUCUGCAACAGCAGCAAGGGGGACCCGCGCUCAGCGACUUAGAGCUUGCCCAGCAACUGCAGCAGGAGGAAUAUCAGCAGCAGCAGCAGCCGCCGCCGGCCGCGGCUCCCCCAGCACAGGGGAGGACUCCGCCGCCCUCCCGCCCCUCCGGAGAGCGCAGGCCGCGCCAGAAGCAGGAUUCGGACUGCGUCGUCCUGUAACGCCAAGCCGCGGGUGACCCAGAGCACCCGUUUCCCAGGUGACCGACGUCUGCCGCGGAGAAGGACCCUCUUCUUCUAUACGCCUCUUGUUCCGUUUUUUUAAAAAGACUGCUGUUUUUUAAAAAGUCUCCCCUCUUCUGGGGCUGAAACCAAAAUUAAAAGGGAAAAAAGAGAGAAACUAACCUUUGGGGUGGCGAAAACCCCGGCAAA
Molecule: messenger RNA, 3202 nt
Organism: Podarcis muralis (Common wall lizard)
Lineage: Eukaryota; Metazoa; Chordata; Lepidosauria; Squamata; Lacertidae
Gene: MINDY1
Product: MINDY lysine 48 deubiquitinase 1
Biological process (GO): protein K48-linked deubiquitination
Cellular component (GO): cell periphery; cytosol
Molecular function (GO): cysteine-type deubiquitinase activity; K48-linked deubiquitinase activity; cysteine-type carboxypeptidase activity
Source: RefSeq, a predicted model, not a curated record